UAUUGUAGCCUUAUGAUUGACCUUGCUGAAGUUCAGAAGCAACAGCUUGUUGAUCAGUGGUUCGAUUUGGAUGAGGUGAGCGUUGGAAAGCUGCACUUGAAGUUCGAGUGGCUCUCUCUGCUGUCAGCGGCCGAGAAGCUGCCAGAGGCAAUGGCCAGCACCAAAGCUAUUAAAGGAACAGCCAAUGAUGGGCUUUCCUCUGCUUUACUCAUCAUCUAUCUCGACUCUGCCAGGAAUCUCCCACGCAAUCCAUUUGAAUUUAACCUUGACGGCUUGAAGAGGGCUAAUAUUUCCAAAUCACUGAAGGUAAUCUGAUAAUCAUUUACUAAAGCCCACACAGAGUCAACCGGGAUGAGAAAGAAGGUUUUAAGUUUAAAUUCAGUAUCUUCAUUGAUGUGAUGCAAGAGA
This is a messenger RNA of Rhincodon typus (whale shark), 408 nucleotides long. RefSeq names its product extended synaptotagmin-2-A-like. The transcript has 4 exons. The coding region runs from base 13 to 315 and encodes 100 amino acids. The record is from RefSeq and is a predicted model, not a curated record. NCBI's taxonomy places the organism in Eukaryota, Metazoa, Chordata, Chondrichthyes, Orectolobiformes, Rhincodontidae.